Molecule: messenger RNA, 4119 nt
Organism: Zygosaccharomyces rouxii
Lineage: Eukaryota; Fungi; Ascomycota; Saccharomycetes; Saccharomycetales; Saccharomycetaceae
Product: PIN domain-containing protein
Exons: 1
Coding region: 1-4119 (1372 amino acids)
Cellular component (GO): plasma membrane; neuromuscular junction
Molecular function (GO): protein binding; GTPase activator activity
Source: RefSeq, a predicted model, not a curated record
AUGAUUGAAACUUUUAAUCACGCUAAAAGGAGGCAAACUGAUAAAAAUACGAAUGAUUCUUCGAUGAUCGGUAUGACACCAAGUUUUACAAAUGAAAUUAAUAACAGCACCGGUGGUGUCGGAGAUGCAAGUGCUGCAGCCCAGUCUGUGUUUGGUACAAUAACUGGUGACCUAACAAGGGAAGAUAGUGAUAAUAAUAACAGUAAUAAUAACGGCGAAAUGAAUAAUAGCAAUAACAUGAGUUCGAGUAUAAAUCCUAAUGUGAAUCCUAGUAUAAAUGCAAGUAACAUUAAUCCAAGACUGAAAAGGAGUAGUUCAAAUACUUAUAACUAUGUGAGCGCAAAUUUUGUUAAAAGACGACUGCCUAACCAAGAAGAAAUUUUCCCACAACAAUCACAGUUUCUAGACACAAGUCUAACAGGAGCAAUUAAUCAAAGUAUUAGUGUUCCCAAUACCCCAUCAAAGGCACCGACUUCAAGAAGACCUAGUUUACCCAAGAAAGCUAUUGACACUAGUAGUGCUAGCAAUUAUGGUGGUGCUGGUGGUGGCGGUACAUAUGCUCUAGGAUCUCCUUAUUGUUCAUUACCAAAUGUAUCAACUUUCGUUUCCAAUGUAGAUUUAGCAUCUAAAGCAGCUAUAGAAAAUUCAGUUCAAAAAUUACCAUGUUUAGAGAGAAAUUCAUCAAAUUAUUUACAAACAACUCCUUCACGAUUGGACACACCUUAUCUUUCUCAGGAUCAAAAUUCAAAUAAAUAUUAUCACCAUGGCAUUUCGGCAUACCCACCAGUGAAUAGUGGAGACAAUAGUAACCAUCAUAAUAAUAUGAAUACUAAUUCAAAUACUACUAAUAAUGAUAAUGAUAAUAACAAUAACAAUACUAAUUAUUAUAAUAAUCAUAACAAUCGUCGUCAAAAUGAGACAUCAAAGAUAGCAGAUAUUCAGAAUUCUGUUAGUGUGGCCAAUACAAACAACAAUAACAAUUUCGAUAUCAAAGAAAACCGUGGUAAUGGUGAUUGUAACCAAGAUGGUAAUAACAAUAAUGGAAAUACUAAUGAAAACAAUUUCAAUAUGAAUAACAACGGCAACAAUAAUAACAGUAUUAAUAACAGAAGUGGAAACAACGACGGCAGGGACAGCAACAACAACAGCAACAGCAACAGCAACAACAACAACAACGACAACAACAAUAAUAACGGUAACAGAGCCGUUCCAUCGGUAGUAGUGCCUUCUAAGAGAUCGAGUCAAGCUUUGGUGCAAAAGUUACAAGACAUUUACAAAGUCAUAGUAAAACAAGAAAUUGAAUUACAGGAGAGAUGCUCACAAUUGACUACUUCACAAACGACAGAAUUGAAAAAUCUUUGGACGAUCUACAAGAUAAAUUCAGAUCUAAUCAACAAUUACGUUACUUUUCUAACUACAGCUCUUUUACCUUCACAAACGGAACAGGAUAUACUAAUAGGUGAAGAAAUUGUUGAAAUAUAUAGAAUUGAAAGGAGACUUUGGGUUUAUGGUACCAUAACAUUUCUGGACAUCUUUAAAAACUUCUCCAAUUUUAUGGAUCCUGAAGUCUGCUGUCAAUUCAUUACUCAUGUUUUCAUUUCAAUUUCGAAUAUGCUAGGUGACAUUCCACCUAAAUAUGGAAUUCCAUGGUUGCAAAGACUUGGUGAUUUAUCACGAAUGGCAAUCGCACUAUAUCCAUCAGGUUUUAUAGAUUGGAAACUAAGUGCAGAACAUUGGUAUAUGGAGGCGAUGAAAUUUACUUAUAGUCAUGGGAAAUUGUACUAUCACAUGUCGACUGUUCAACAGAACACUUUGGAAGCAUUUGUUAACUUAGGUAAAAGUGUCUUUUGCCAAGACACUUUUAUCCCAUCUCAACAGUAUAUGCAAUUAGUAAUUGAUAACAUUUAUCAGAGAGCCUUUGUGGAAAGAAAUAACGGUAAUCAUAGAAAUACUCAAUUAAUCGAAUAUUUGAAACAUAGUGAAGUUAUGCUGUUACCAAGUUUUUUGGAAUCUGCAGAUUUACAACAAGUGGUACUCAUCUAUUUCAAGGCCAAAUUUGGUUGUGAUUCCAAUAAUGUUAACAUUUUUGAUACAAGAAAGAUGUUUUGUCAAAAUCCUGAUUAUCUAAGAUAUUUCUUUAGACAUGCUCCUGCAUUUGCAGAAUCUCAUAUUUUACAAUUAGUUGGAUUUGGUGAUCCGAAGAAUCCAUUCGCAUUACUCUUCGAAUUACCAAGAUUUCUAAAAGAUAGAAAAGAUAAGAAGGAAAAAAGAAGAACAAAAUCAACUACAGUGACUGAAACUUCAAGUACUAUGGCUAUAGACGAUUUAGAGGACGAACAAUCUGAUAGAAUGUCAACGCCAGAAGGAUUUUUUGGAAAUAUUGAGACUUUAAGAUUCCCAUAUUCAGUGCCUUCUAAUUUAGAAAUUUGGAAUGAAUCCUUAAACUAUAUUAAUAUGACCAGUCUUAAAUGUAGUAUGGUUGUUUUACAAAAAUUUUUGAAAGGACCACUAGUGGUUGCACUUCCUCAUUUUAUGCCCUGGACUUAUUUCAUCAUUUCUUUGGCUUACAAAAUCAAGGAUUUAAACCAUGAAUCUAGUCGAAAAUUCUGGGUUGAAUUUGUGGAUCGUAUUUUCCCCUGGAAUACAAUCGUUAGCUUCUUAAAUGUCCUCAUAGCUUAUAUGCUCGAUAACAGUUGGAAGUCAUCGCUAGUUGACUCUCUUUGUGGACAGUAUUCAUCAAUGGGGUUAGAAGAUCUUUUGGAUUAUUUCAAUAAUAACGAAGUAUUACCAGAAGUUUGGAAAUGUUGGGGUACCCUUUGGUUUGAUACUAUCUGUAAUAAGGAACAAAGCCAUGUGGAAGAUCUUGAAAGUGUCGGGAUUAAAAACCAUAUGUUUUUAGAUGCACCUAUAGAUGGGAUUGCAUUUGAUGCUAACGAUGAAAGUGGCGAGAACUUUUGGAAGAGAGCAUGUAGAAUAAUCUUUCUUUUCAAAGGAUUGGCAGAAAAUUUCCCGAUUGGUAUUACUUUAAGUCCAGUGGCCCCUGUCUAUUGUAGAAGAAAUGACGUUAGUCCAUAUCAUAUACUAAAGAGCUUCUCAUUUAAGUUGAGAAGAGGAUCAGACUCGGAAUUGGUUCCAAUGAAUCCUCCUCAGCCAUCGACAACAGCGAUAGAUUUGGACCAUUUGAAAAAUACUUUGGAAAUUUUUGAAGAAGCCAGUUGGGAGAAUAUUCAUAUGGAUACAAUCCCGAUGCUAAGUGUGAUAGAAGGUGAAAGUAUUUUUGAUUAUGCUGGUUAUAGGAGGUUGCAUCCAGAUUAUUUCUCCUAUGAUAAAAACGGUGAAUUCUUAAGUGCUUCGCUGUACACAUCAUGGUACGCCAACAAUAAUACAAAUAAUACUGGAGUUAUACCGGCUCAUGGGAGCGACGUUGAUUCUCAAAGGGAUGCCGUUCAAAGUGUCCAAGAGAUGCAUAUUUUCAACCAAAUCAUGGAACCUGGAUACUGUGGUGGAUUUGCAGAUGAUUUAUUUUUAAGAGAUGCCCUUUAUCAAACGGCACAUUCUAGUACCACGUAUUUCGUUCUCGAUACUACAACGUGGUUAAGACAUUUCGGCCACAUUUACAAAUUGGCUUCUAGUGGAGUUUUGAAAUUUGCCAUAUGUCUAACCACUUUCCACGAAUUAAGAUUUUUACGUAAGCCCAAGGAUGAAAAUGUAGUGGAAGCAGCUACAAGGGCUAUUAUUACGGUAAGACAACUUUACAGUGAAGGUAAACUUUUGCCUCUGAGGUUUACUGGUAAUGUUGCCACACAUAUUGAAGAACACUUAGAAUUUGAGGAAAAAAUUACAUGGAGAUCACACGUGGAUGAAUUUGUGAUUGAAGCGGUCUAUAAGGCUCAAUCCAAAUUUCAAGAGAUGAAUCAAUUACAGCUUGAACAAGAGGAGCAGCAGCAUCAACUAAGGGCUCAUGAUGAUAGAUCCGGAUUAAAAUUUGUUGUACUGGUUACGGACGAUUCUAAUAUGAGGAAAAAAGCUCAGGACCAGGAUGUCCGUACCUUUAGUACUAAAUUUGUCUUUUCACUAUGCAAUUCAAUUGGAUUGCGAAGUAAAAUUUGUACUAAUUAG